Molecule: messenger RNA, 4509 nt
Organism: Penaeus vannamei (Pacific white shrimp)
Lineage: Eukaryota; Metazoa; Arthropoda; Malacostraca; Decapoda; Penaeidae
Source: RefSeq, a predicted model, not a curated record
AUGUCGAUGAAACUUGAACAACCCAAGAUGCAGUGCCUCAAUCUUAUCCUCGUGUUUUUGGCACUGGCUGGCACCUCCUCAGGUUGCAAGUACUUCUGCAAAUCACCUGUUACUCAACAAUACGAAUGUUGUGAUGAUGGCAACCCUUACUACAACCCAGAAGAAGAUGAAGGUGUAACAGCAGAGCUCCCCAGCGGCCCUUCCAGCAACUGCUUUUAUUACUGCGCCUAUGAUGGUGAAGUCUACUGCUGUGGUGACGUUUCCAGGCCCAGUGAGUACAACGACUCUGACCCCGAGCCUCUCUCUCCGACCAGUACGACCUCUCACGACCCGCCUGACAUCUCUCCCCCACAGCCUGACCUUCCCUUGACUGAUGCCAAUAGACCGAGACCUCCUCCUUCCUCUGACCAAAGGUUUUCCCCAGGGUUAGCGUCGCAUUCUCUGUCUGAUCCUCUCUUAAACGGCACUGUGGACUCUAAGUCUUCUUCUCCUUCUUCUUCUUCUUCGGCUGACUCGCGCAAUUCUCUGUUGAGGUUAUCGCUUAUCCAGAAGAUGGAUCGCAGUGGCGCCCCGUCGCUCAGUCCGACUCACAACUACCUUCGCCUUCCCCUCCACCUCCUGCAGCGUCCGACCAAAGGCCAUGAGGCAUCCGCUGUCCAGUCCACGGUCAAGCCAACGCCCUGGUCUCCUCCAUUUUCCGGAGCGAAGCCCAACAGGGUCAAGCCCAAGCAGAAAACGGAGAGCAGCUCCUUCAUCGCCCCUUUCACUAACAUCUUCUCCUUCAUGAACUUCACGAUGGACAUUCCGGAUAUCUUGGCAGGGUUCGGCAUUGGCUCGGGGACCACAACGCCGGCCCCAGCCCCAGACCCAGCCCCUGUCAAGCCGGUUGGGGCAAACAAUAAUGAGAAAAUGGUGGAUGUGGCACUGAGACUUUCCACAAUUGGCAGGGAAGACACCGCCGUCUACAUCCACAAAGAUAAUAAGGAAUCCUGGAUCCCGAUUCUCACCUCAGUGCCGACGGACAGCACCGCAAGCCUUACUUCCGGUCUCGACCUCGACCAUCUUCCUCCUGGCACGAUCAUCUCAGUCCACAAACCCUCUGAACUCAUGGAAGCUCUCUCCUCUGGGACCAGUUUCUACAAUACUCCACUGAAGGAAAUUGAGAAACCAGAGCAAUUCUCCAUUUUCUCAGAAUCUUCACUUAUUGACAGAGAACACUCUCAGGGGCAUUCUCGCACUGAAAGCAAACCGCCGAUUUAUUAUUACCCACCUGUAAUACCAGCGAGUUCCAUCCGGGGCACUUUGCAAGACGAGGCAUCGAAGGUCUCCUACCAUGUCUCUCCGGACUCAGUUUUGAAUGUCUCUCCUAUAGGACCUGUCCAAGAACCAGUGGGCCCUUCUAUAGGAUCCUCUUAUUCCUCUUUUGUAGCGCCAUCUCUUUCUUCGCCUUUAGAAUCACCUCAUUCUGCUCCUCAUCAUUCACCUAUCCAUACUUCACAAUUUUCAGCUGUCCCUAAUCCUUCAUCAUUUGGAGGAUCAGCUGAAGCUCCGCCAUACUCCCCGAUCUUCCCUACGACCGACCAAGAAAACCUGCAAUUUAGCAAGCCAAGCAUCAUCGCCGAGGUUCCUCCCCUAGAGAUGGUCCCGCCGCCUAUGGAGCCUCCUUCGUUCAACAUGGUUCCCCCUCCUGUCAAUCCUUAUACUCCUGAGAUCGACUUAACGGAAGAUGAAGUCAAUGAAUUAAUCGACUCUGUUUUCUGUGCGUGUAAAAAGGGCGAUCCCUGUGACUGCGAGGAACUCAACGACCUAAUCCUCGUUUUUCCUCCCAAGCCUAUGGAACCGUAUGUGUUUUUGCCGCUGGACUCCCUCUCCUCGCCAUCCCUGUCCAAUCGUUUGCCCUCCUUGAGUAAGCCAAUAUUCCAUCCUCCUGGAAAUGGGCCACACACGAAUAUUCAUCCACCUCGGCAUCACCAAGAAGUCCAUCCAACAGGACUGUCAGUCCAUCCGUAUUCAGGAGCCAUCGGGCAACCUCAACCGACACAGCAACCAGCUCCGGUCUACAAGCACAGAGAGCCCGCACAUCCACCAGCACCAGCUUAUAAACAAGUGGAAGCAUCUUAUCAGCCAGCACCAGUGUACAAGCACCCAACCCCGUCUCACGCACCAGCACCAGUUUACCAGCACAAGGCACCAUCACAUGAACGAGCUGCAAGUUUUCGACACACAGCUCCACCCAGUCAACGGCCAGCUCCUGCACAUUUCCCAAGCGUGCCAAUUACCCCGACUGCAUUAAGACCGCAGGCGUUCUCUAUUACGGGGCCAGUUUCCUUCGAGACAGAUGCAUUCACUCUUGAAAUUACAUCUAAUGAAGAAGGUUCAAAAGAGUUGACAUCACAAGAACUACGCUCGAAUUCGGUCGAGUCUCCAAGCAAUUUUGAAACCUUAGGCCCGCACCAUCUGCUUGACUUCAGGGGCGGUGCAGCGUUGGUGCAUCCAGGACAUGGAUUAUCCCCCUAUGUAAGCCACGGCCUUCCGUCCUUUGUUGCGAAGAGGGAGUCGCAGCCCUCACCAUACACACACUCACACACGCCUCAGUACCCUAUAUCCUACAGCCUCGAAUCCAGCCCCUCUCAGGCGAUUGGCAUCCGUUCACAUCCAGGGUCCAACGCCUUUCGUCAUCCACCAGCCAAGACACCGCAGACAGCCCCGCCAAAGGCUCCCCCGCACUCCAGCUCGUAUCCUCGCCCGCAGAUCAAGUCGGAGCAAUCAGUGCCGCGAGCUCCUCCUCAGCAAAAAGACGCUCAGCUGUUUUCCAUCCAGCCGCUGCCCUUGGACUCCUUCCACCAGAUCACGGCGCCGCAGUACUUCCACGAGAAGCCCGUGAUCCAGAUCCUGCCCGAAGCCCCGAAGCCGAAGACGUUCCAGGCAACGACGACUCCGCCUCCUCCCAAGACCGCGCCGCCACGAAGACAGCAUCGCCCUGGCACUCCGAUCAGCUCGUCCGGGAGUGCCUUCGGCCGCUACCCAUCGCCGCAGCAGUCGUAUUCCUCCGUUCUGCUCGAGGACCUGGCGCGCAACUACGCCUUGAACUCCCACUCGAAGGCCCCGAGGAACAAGCUGUCCAUCGCGCAGCUCUUGUCCUCCGUCGCGCGCCAAACAGCGGACUCCCUCGUCACCUCCGACUACUCCAACAUCGCCAUCGCCAACCAGCGCCCUUCUGCCCCGAGCUCAGUUCCCGCACCCGUCACCGAGGACUCCAGCGCUGCCGUCGCCAACACUCCCAACACUCCGGCCACUACUCCACCCCCGCCCUCGUCGUUUCAAACCUUAUCGUCGGCGGCAUUACAAGAGAUAAGGUCGCCGGUAUUAUCUCUGCCUCCGCGGUCAGCCUCUUCAGCAUCCUCGUCAUCCUCAUCGUCUUCUUCAUCACCUUCCUCAUCGUUUUCUUCAUCACCUUCCUCAUCAUCCUCCUUCAUCGUCAUCACCCCAAUCACAGCAUCAGACUCGUUCAAAGUCACCUUCGCUGCCGUCAUCACCAUCCACUCAAACACGUGUAAGGACAGAUUUUACGCGACCGCCAUCACCAUCACGAGCUCUGCAGCCAUCUCUAUCUACUUUACAAAAGUCGACAGCGUCAUCGUCUCCAGUUUCAUUAUCCACAACACCAUCAUUACCUACAACAACAUCAUCGUCAUUACCUCCAUCACCCACGUUUAUUGUGUAUGGAUCACCGGGCCUUCUUCCUCCAUACGCCACGUGCUGGUCGCUGAUUGGCUGAGCCGCAGAGCUCGGCCAAUGAGCGACUGCCACGUGGCGCGAGGAGACUGGCUAUCCGACAAGAUAACCCCGUUAAUAACAUUUCCCGAGAGCCAUGAUGACCACGAAGGAAAAUGCCCUGACGAAGCUGAUCAAGUGUGCAAGUCAUCUGGAAUCUUCUUCCUCUCAAAGGCUCAGGCCAAGACGAGCGGCGCCAUCCCAGCUGUUGGCCGGCAGCGCCAAGGAGGAGGCCCAGCUGCGCCUCCGAUGGGGCCGCCGCAUCCCUCUACGGCCAGGCCUUCUCAUCCGGCGCUGCCCUCGCAUGCCCUGUCGACUGGGCGCAGUGCCCUGUUCACCAGUGGGGACAGUGCCCUGUUCACCAGUGGGGACAGUGCCCUGUGGGACAGUGCCCUGUUCACCAGUGGGACAGUGCCCUGUUCACAGUGGGGGGACAGUGCCCUGUUCACCAGUGGGGACAGUGCCCUGUUCACCAGUGGGGACAGUGCCCUGUUCACCAGUGGGGACAGUGCCCUGUUCAGCAGUGGUGGGGACAGUGCCCUGUCACCAGUGGGACAGUGCCCUGUUCACAGUGGGGACCCCUGCUCACCAGUGAGACAGUGCCCUGUCACCACAUGUGACAGUGCCCUGUUCACCAGUGGGGACAAUGCCCUGUUCAGAGUUGCCCUGUUCAGUGGGGACAGUGAGCAGUGCUCGGCUGAGCUGAGCGGGGACAGGCCCCUGCGGAGAACUUAG